Molecule: messenger RNA, 1988 nt
Organism: Cuscuta epithymum
Lineage: Eukaryota; Viridiplantae; Streptophyta; Magnoliopsida; Solanales; Convolvulaceae
Source: the annotation of a GenBank genome assembly
GAAUCAAAUAGUCGCACACACUUUCCUUAUACGGAGUAUUAAUUAGACGCAAACCCUAAGAAAUCUUAGGUCUCCGUUUAUAUAUACGGAUUAUGCGUUCAAAUCCAUCUUUCCGUACGUAACAGCUCUUCUCUCUGAAUUUUUUUGUCCCUUCCUUCCCCAAGCACAGGUAUGGCCUUUCAGCGUCUUUCCUGGAUCAUGGUUCUGUUUAAAAAACCUUUUGGUAAUGAUUUGACUAAUAGUCCUGCAGUAGAGGCAUCGGCAGCCAGAUCAUCUACACCACAGGCAAUUACUAAUGAGAAAUUGAUGAAGAAAGUUCCAGGAAUGUUAAAUUCUUCAUCAUCAUCUCAUUUUGAGGAAGUUUUUGGCAAUGAUUUGAGUAAUUGUGCUGCAGUGGAGGAUGCAUUGACAGACAGAACUACACCACUGGUAAUCAUCCAUAAGAAUUUGAUGAAGAGAGCUCCCAAAAUGUUUAUUUCUUCACCAUCAGCUAAUUUUGGGGAAGUUUUUGGUAAUGAUUUGAGCAAUAGUGCUGCAGUGGAGGAUGCAUUGACAGAGAGAACCACACCACUGGCAAUUAUUCAUCAGAAAUUGAUGCAGAAAGUUCCCAAAAUGUUAAUUCCUUCACCAUCAUCUCAUUUUGAGGAAGUUUUUGGUAAUGAUUUGACUAAUAGCGCUGCAGUGGAGGACGCAUUGACAUCCGGAUCUACACCACUGGCUAUUAUUCAUGAAAAAUUGAUGAAGAAAGUUCCCAGAAUGUUAAAGUCUUCACCAUCAUCUCAUGUUGAUGAGCAGCAGAGCAGCAGGCCUAUAAUUAUUCGUUAUUCUAAGAGGAGGGGCGAAAAUAACUUGAGGCUUUACAUUGUAACUGGAAACUCUGAAAAGGAGUGCAAGACCAGAGGCCUAAACUCACUGAAAGGAGCUUACCUUGUAAAUGCUUGCGGCGGACUAGCGUUGAUUUCGACCAGGAACGAGGAAGCUUAUACCAAAUAUGCUGUGUUUAAUCCUCUAUCAAGAGAUAGAGUCCAAAUAGUAGGAACCCCCAAUGUAUCUAAUAGCCGAGCAUGCGGGAUCUUCUACCAUCCUAUAGCAAAAGAACACAGGAUUCUUGCCGUGUAUGGAAGAGAACCUUUAUUUGAAUAUCACAUUUACUCAACUGGAUCCAAACGGUGGAGGCAAACCGCAAGUCCUUAUUUUCAUUACGAGCCUAAACGCCUUUGGGCAGACGGGAAAACACCAUAUGAUGUUGUUGAUGGUAAUCCAGCAAUUGUUAAUCAAGCUCUGCAUUGGCAUAUCGGGGGGGUGAUGAUAUUUGAUAUGGUUAGUGAAGAGUUGUCGCUCAGACGCCUCCCUUUUGAGGAUUACAUGGCAGAAAAGGAUUACAUAGCCUUUUUGUUGGUCAAAGAAGAGCGCUUGUGUUUCUGCGUUGUGGAUUCUAAACGCAUGGGAAUUGAUGUAUGGGUUUUGGAGGACUAUGGAAAUUGGUCUUCUUGGACUAAGAAAUAUAUUGCUUCCCUUAGUUGGGAUGUGAAUGUGUUUCGUUUCACCGAACCUUGGGCUACUUGCCAUAUAAGAAUCAUCAGCAUCCAUAAGGACGAAUUGGUAUUGUUUUGGAGAUAUCGAGGCCUCUUCAUCUACUCCUUAAAGGCCCACACUGUAAGGAAAAUUAGCAAGAAGUUAAACAUGCACGUUGGUUCUUACAUGUACCCCCGUGAUUAUGAUAAUUUUCUCGGGUUUGCAGCUUAUACUCCAACCCCAAGUGAUCGUAUAUAUGAUGAUGGUCACUGAAACAUGGGUGUCACUGUUUAUAUUCUUAUGGUAGUUAUUUAUGCACAACAAUAUAUACUUUUUAUGUGCAUUUUAAGAUUAUUUCUUUUUCCUUUGUUUAAAUACAAAACUAUUAUUUCAUUUAUGUGAAUUUUAUUUAUAAUGAGAUUAACGGUAAUAUAAAAAAAAUCGACAUGUUUGGGUACAGUAUAUGAAUAAGG